This is a messenger RNA of Plasmodium cynomolgi strain B, 489 nucleotides long. RefSeq lists its product as hypothetical. The transcript is spliced from 2 exons. The record is from RefSeq and is a predicted model, not a curated record. NCBI's taxonomy places the organism in Eukaryota, Apicomplexa, Aconoidasida, Haemosporida, Plasmodiidae. The coding region runs from base 1 to 489 and encodes 162 amino acids.
AUGAAAUUCAGCGCCCUGUACACACUGUGCAUUCUGUGCAUCCCGUACCUAUUGGCCACUUUAGCCAACUGUUCGGAUGAGGAGGUGUACGAAAAAGUGAAGUCCAUUGUGAACGAAGCAUACGACUGCUCGCUGGAAGACGUGGAGUUCAUAGACAAGUAUAACGAAAAAUUGUACUGGAUAUGGACGAAUAAUCUUUUCAGGUAUUUAAGAGUCAAGCUGUAUUUGUACGAAAGUGAAGACAUUUACAAAAAUGUGAAAGGGAAAAAAGGCAACGCUUUGGGGGACGAUGUGGCGGAUGCGCUGCGGGAUGACUUCUUUAUCUACAAAGAGAGAGAGGAAUUCAUACGAAAUGCCCUGAACAUUCUGUCCAGUGAAAAAUCCUUGGCAAAAACGAUAAGUAUUUUCGAGACGUUUCAAAUUCAAAAUAUUAUUACCAGAAACGAUUUUCACAAAGGGACGCAGAAUUUAAAGCUGACGAUAAUGUAG